GUGGGCGGCGCUCACUCACUCACUGGCUGGGCCAAAGAUCCUAUAGCAAAGCUUUGGGCUGGGCCGACUGACCGGCCGCUCCUCCUUCUCGUGUGGUGGGUGGGUGGGUGGUUGAGCGGCCGGCCGGCUCUCGGGCAGCAGCCGGCGCCUUCAACACGGCGUUUAACACCACAACUCGGGCAUCAAUCUGCCUGCCAUGCGUGCCCGCGCUGGACUGAGGCGCGCUGCUCGCAGCCAUGAAGGCGAGGACGGGCGAGCGAUGUGAAGCCAUGCCGUAGCUGGGCUGCGACCGCCGGCUUCAAUGAUGCGCCUGUGCUCCCCAAGCCGGCCCGGCAGCCUGCUCAUACUCGCUCUGCUGCAGCUGGCUUUCAUCCUCUUCCUCUACCGCCGCAGCCUCUCUAGCUCCUUCGUCAGUUUGCUGUACGAGGACGACCACGGCCGCUACUGGGAUUACUCCAAAACCCACGACGUCUACACCAACCUCAGCCUGAUCACCCCGAUCCCUGAAGGGGAAACUUUAGCCAAUUGUGCCGCCGAAUCGCCGCUUCUUGUUGGACCACUGACAAUCAGCUUUCAAGCAAUUCCGGGUAUGAGCAAAAUAGAAAGAAAAAAUCCAUAUGUGAAAUCUGGUGGGCGUUAUGCUCCCCCACACUGCAAAGCUUGGUAUAAGACAGCAAUCCUUAUUCCUCAUCGAAACAGGGAGCCACAUUUGCGCCAUCUUCUAUAUUAUCUUCAUCCAUUCCUUCAGCGUCAACAGCUUCAAUAUGCAAUAUAUGUCAUCCAUCAGACUGGAAAUCGUACAUUUAACAGAGCAAAACUGCUUAAUGUUGGAGUGAGAGAAGCACUGAAGGAUGAGGACUGGGACUGUCUGUUUCUACAUGAUGUUGACCUUAUCCCUGAGAAUGAUCACAAUUUGUAUAUUUGUAAUAGAAGAUACCCCAAGCACGUAUCCAGUGCAAUGAAUAAAUUCAAGUACAGGUUACCAUAUAGGAUGUAUUUUGGUGGUGUUUCAGCCUUGACUCCAGAUCAGUACUUACGAAUUAAUGGCUUCCCAAACACAUACUGGGGUUGGGGUGGAGAAGAUGAUGAUAUUUCUGCUAGGAUUUAUUUUGCAGGGAUGAAGAUAAUUCGAACUCCCCUCUCACUUGGACAUUAUAAAAUGAUCUCACAUAAUAUGGAUGUGGGUAAUGAAAAAAAUGAGAAAAGAAUGAGAUUCUACAUUGAAAAUCAACUCAUUGAACAUUUUGGAUACAGUUGUUGUUUUCCUGUUGAAAUGGUUCCUGUUUCAUUCCAAAGAGGAAGAAAGAUUCCAAGGGAAGUAAGGGGCGACCGUAGCUGACAAAGGGAAGUCAAGGACAGUAUAAAAACAAAAGAGAAGAACUAUAACAUAGCAAAGAUGAGCGGGAAGCCAGAGGAUUGGGAAACUUAUAAAGAGCAACAGAAGAUAACUAAAAAGGCAAUACGGGGUCAAAGGAAAUGGCAGACAAGUUGAACAGGUACUUUAGAUCUGUCUUCACUAAGGAAGACACAAACAAUUUCCCUGAUGUACUAGUGGCAAGAGGAUCUAGGGUGAUGGAGCAACUGAAGGAAAUUCACAUUAGGCAGGAAAUGGCGUUGGGUAGACUGAUGGGACUGAAGGCUGAUAAAUCCCCAGUGUCUGAUGGUCAGCAUCCCAGGAUACUUAAGGAGUGGCUCUAGAAAUUGUGGAUGCAUUGGUGAUCAUUUUCCAAUGUUCUAUAGAUUCAGGAUCAGUUCCUGUGAAUUGGAGGGUAGCUACUGUUAUCCCACUUUAUAAGAAAGGCGGGAGAGAGAAAAGAGGGAAUUAUAGACCAGUUAGUCUACUAUCGGUGGUGGGGAAGGUGCUGGAGUCAAUCAUAAAAGAUGAAAUAGCAACACAUUUGAAUAGCAGUAACAGGAUCGGUCCAAGUCAACAUGGAUUUACGAAGAGGAAUUCAAGCUUGACAAAUUUUCUGGAAUUUUUUGAAGAUGUAACUAGGAAAAUGGACAAGGGAGAGCCAGUGGAUGUAGUGUACCUGGACUUUCAGAAAGCAUUUGAUAAGGUCCUACAUAGGAGAUUAGUGGGCAAAAUUAGAGCACAUGGUAUUGGGGGUAGGAUACUGACAGAUAGAAAAUUGGUUGGUGGACAGGCAACAAAGAGUAGCGAUUAACGGGUCCCUUUCAGAAUGGCAGGCAGUGACUAGUGGGGUACCGCAAGGCUCGUAGCUGGGACCGCAGCUAUUUACAAUAUACAUCAAUGAUUUAGAUGAAGGGAUUCAAACUGACAUUAGCAAAUUUGCAGAUGACACAAAGCUGGGUGGCAGUGUGAACUGUGAGGAGGAGGCUUUGAGGAUGCAGGGUUACUCGGACAGGUUGGGUGAGUAUGCGGAUGCAUGGCAGAUGCAGUUUGAUGUGGAUAAAUGUGAGGUUAUCCACUUUGGUGGCAAAAACAGAAAGGCAGAUUAUUAUCUGAAUGGUGUCAAGUUGGGAAAAGGGGAAGUACGAAGAGAUCUGGGUGUCCUUGUUAUCACUCACUGAAAGUAAGCAUGCAGGUGCAGUAGGCAGUAAAGAAAGCUAACAAGCAUAACAAGAGGAGUUGAGUAUAGGAGCAAAGAGGUCCUUCAGAAGUUGUACAGGGCCCUAGUGAGACCACACCUGGAGUAUUGUGUGCAGUUUUGGUCUCCAAAUUUGAGGAAGGACAUUCUUGCUAUUGAGGGACUGCAGCGUAGGUACACGGGGUUAAUUCCUGGGAUUGCGGGACUGCCAUAUAUUGAUAGAAUGGAGUGGUUGGGGCUUGUAUACAUUGGAAUUUAGAAGGAUGAGAGGGGAUCUUGAAACAUAUAAGAUUCAGGAAACAUGUUCCUGGUGUUUGGGGAGACAAGAACCAGGGGCCACAGUUUAAGAAUAAAGGGUAGGCCAUUUAGAAUGGAGAUGAGGAAACACAUUUUCACCCAAAGAGUUGUGAAUCUAUGGAAUUCUCUGCCUCAGAGAGUUAGAUAGAGCCCUUAAAGAUAGCGAAGUCAGGGGAUAUGGUGAGAAGGCAAGAAUGUGGAAGCCAAGCCAUGAUCACAGUGAAUGGUGGUGCUGGCUCGAAUGACCGACUCUUGCAUCUAUUGUCUAUUGUAAAUGUGAGUGCAAUUGCUGUCGAGAAUAUAUGAUAUUGUAUAAUUUAAAAGAUGACUAAGUUUGAUUUUUAUGUUUUUCCCUAUGUAUCUCUAAUAUAGUUUUGUGUUACCGACACUUAGAAUGUUUGACAUUUUUCAAAUGUAAAGAUUGGAUAGUGAAGAUACUGUAACAUUAAUUUCAAAUUUGGGAACUAAAACAUCUUGACAAGGUAAUGAGAAAAUUAAGAAUAUUUAUCAGUUUUUGGACUGUAUUGUCUUGCUUUGGCAUGUGCAGGUGUUGUAAAUAUCUACAUUCCCUUUUCUAAAUGUUAGAAAGUGGGCGCUACCAAGAAGAGAGUAAUGUUAGAUUAUUAGAAAGAUGACAAUGCAAAUAUUUAUAUUUUGUCAUCAACACGCACAAGAAUUGUCUCUUGUAUAUAAUUUUACACUUUGGUAUUUUUCCUGAUUCAUAACAUGAAAGUUGCACAAAGUUGAGAGAAAGUUGAGAGAAAUUGCUUAUCAAUAUGGUUAAUUUUGUAUUUGUGGAAUUGCACAAUAAGCAAGCCAAAAAUGAAUGGUGUGCAGAUCUUAUCAGUAAAUGUUAUUGUAAACAAGGCUGCAAACAUUGAAAGUAUUGAGAGUGUUAAUAAGUUAUAGCAUCCAAUGCCUUAAAGCUUUGGUCAAUUUUCUUUGAGCAUAUUGUCAUCUAGUCAUUUGAAAUUAAGUUGAUUAUUAUUUUAAUCUCUAAUAAGCAGCACCAAUGUAUUGUUAAAAUACUCUGUCUACAAAUGAUGGCAUUGUCUGCUGUGUUUUAACCCCCAAAUGCAAAUUACGGAAUAAACAUUUUGUUUA
This is a messenger RNA of Leucoraja erinaceus (little skate), 3953 nucleotides long. Its product is annotated as beta-1,4-galactosyltransferase 3-like. The record is from RefSeq and is a predicted model, not a curated record. Lineage: Eukaryota; Metazoa; Chordata; Chondrichthyes; Rajiformes; Rajidae. Gene Ontology annotation, biological process: carbohydrate metabolic process. Bases 302 to 1339 code for a protein of 345 amino acids. Gene Ontology annotation, molecular function: glycosyltransferase activity. The transcript has 6 exons.